AUGGAGUCUAUCCCUACUCUUCGGGGGUGUUUGCUAGCGCAAUGCCGACGCCCAACUCGACGAGUAUCAUCAAUCUUUCUCGAUUUCCUUGCCCCCACUGCGGUCCGAUCCCAGCACCGAUACGCCUCUACGACCGGAACGGACGGUACCUCUAAGCCUCGAUAUGUUCUGAGCAAGAAACAGCGUGAAUUCAUGGACAGCGCUCUGCGGGUCAAUCAGGCCGGUGAGCUCGCCGCGACUCGCAUCUACACCGCGCAAACCCCUCAAAUCGUCCGAUCCCAUCCACACCUCCGACCCUUAAUGAAGCACAUGUACGACCAGGAGGCAGGCCACCUGAAGACAUUCAACCAACUUGUUGCGAAGCAUGAGAUCCGUCCGACAGCCAUGUACCCGUUUUGGGAGGCUGCAUCUACUUUCCUAGGAUGGUCCACCGCCGCGCUGGGUCGGGAAGCAGCCAUGGCAUGUACCGAGGCGGUGGAGACGGAGAUCGGUUCACACUACAACGACCAAGUGAGGGAGAUCCUAUCUUGGGAGGCGGAUGCAGAACGAAAGGGGGAGGAACUCGAUGAUGAGCUCAAGGAGAUGCUGAGCACAUUCCGACGAAUUCGAGAUGAGGAAUUGGAGCACCUGGACCACGCAGUUGCCAACGAUUCUAAGGAGGCUAGGCCGUACGAUCCACUGGUGGAUGUGAUUCGUCUAGGGUGCAGGACUGCUAUCAAGAUCAGUGACAAGGUCUAA
Molecule: messenger RNA, 738 nt
Organism: Penicillium waksmanii
Lineage: Eukaryota; Fungi; Ascomycota; Eurotiomycetes; Eurotiales; Aspergillaceae
Product: demethoxyubiquinone hydroxylase family protein
Exons: 1
Coding region: 1-738 (245 amino acids)
Biological process (GO): ubiquinone biosynthetic process
Cellular component (GO): mitochondrial inner membrane
Molecular function (GO): 3-demethoxyubiquinol 3-hydroxylase activity
Source: RefSeq, a predicted model, not a curated record